This is a messenger RNA of Cavia porcellus (domestic guinea pig), 7467 nucleotides long. RefSeq names its product collagen type XXV alpha 1 chain (gene Col25a1). The record is from RefSeq and is a predicted model, not a curated record. Lineage: Eukaryota; Metazoa; Chordata; Mammalia; Rodentia; Caviidae. The transcript has 38 exons. The coding region runs from base 485 to 2479 and encodes 664 amino acids.
GCACUCACACUCCGGGAUCCUGAAGGGUAUUUAAGCCCCACCAGCGCCGCGCUCCGCAGACGAUUCAGGCAGCCCUGGUCUUCUCCUUCGCUCCCGGGCCAACCCGGUUCCCUCCCGUGCGCUUGGCCACUCCUCGUGGGCUGCGCUUUCUCGGACUUGCAUCCAGGUGGGACAUUGGUCUUGCGUGGACUGAUCUCGACCGGCAGAGAUAAGCAAAGUAAGAGAAGCAACAGGUCCGGGGCUGCGUGGAGAGGCGCGCGGGGCCGCCAGGUGGGCGGCGCGCAGGUGUCCCCUGGUCCCGGCCGCACCGCAGGAUGCUCCUGGCGCGCCGCACCCCACGCUGAGCCUGCGUGCGCCCGCCGCCGCUCCCGCAGCGCAGGAACCGAACUUCGUGGGGUCGUCCUCGCGCCCCUCCGGAGAUCCCCGCGGGAGACCGGGAGUGCAGAGCGGAACCCAGCCCGCCGUCCCUGCCGUCCCCGCCGCGAUGCUGCUGAAGAAGCCCGCAGGGAAGGGGGCGGCGCGGGAGCCGGGGUCCGAAGAGCCCCCCGCCCGGCGCUGCGCCCGCGCGGUGCCCCCGAGCGCUGCCUUCGCCGUCCUACUGUCCGUGGUCGCGGUGGCUUCGUGUCUGUACCUCGGGGCGAAAACCAGCGACCUCCAGGCAAGGAUCGCCGCGCUGGAAUCCGCCAAAGGCGCCCCCUCCAUCCGCCUGCUGCCCGACACCCUGGAUCAGCUGAAGGCCGUUGUGCAGGAGAAAGUGGAGCGCCUUCUGGCUCAGAAAUCCUAUGAACAUAUGGCUAAAAUAAGAAUCGCGAGGGAAGCACCUUCAGAGUGUAACUGCCCAGCAGGGCCUCCAGGGAAACGGGGGAAGAGGGGCCGAAGAGGAGAAUCUGGUCCUCCUGGGCAGCCUGGUCCUCAGGGCCCUCCUGGUCCAAAGGGUGAUAAGGGAGAGCAAGGUGACCAGGGACCGCGGAUGGUGUUUCCUAAAAUCAAUCAUGGCUUUCUCUCUGCUGAUCAGCAGCUCAUUAAACGCCGCCUGAUUAAGGGUGACCAAGGGCAAGCAGGGCCUCCCGGACCCCCAGGCCCUCCAGGUCCCAGAGGACCACCAGGGGACACCGGGAAGGAUGGCCCCCGCGGGAUGCCAGGAGUGCCCGGCGAACCAGGGAAACCCGGAGAACAAGGCUUAAUGGGUCCUUUGGGGCCUCCAGGACAAAAGGGCUCCUUUGGAGCACCUGGAAUUCCAGGAAUGAACGGGCAAAAGGGUGAACCUGGCUUGCCUGGAGCAGCAGGACAGGAUGGGACCCCUGGACCAAAGGGAGAACCUGGAAAACAAGGAGAAAAGGGAGAUGCUGGAGAAAGUGGCCCCAAAGGUGACACCGGAGAAAAGGGUGAUCCCGGAUCAUCUGCUGCAGGAAUCAAGGGAGAACCUGGAGAAUCUGGUCGCCCAGGGCAAAAGGGUGAACCAGGGCUUCCUGGGCUUCCUGGACUUCCGGGGAUCAAGGGAGAACCAGGUUUCAUUGGUCCUCAAGGGGAACCAGGUUUACCGGGGUUACCAGGGACAAAAGGUGAACGUGGGGAGGCAGGGCCACCAGGAAGAGGGGAGAGAGGGGAGCCUGGAGCCCCUGGAUCAAAGGGAAAACAAGGUGAACCAGGAGCCAGAGGCCCAAAGGGGUCAAAGGGUGAUCGUGGAGACAAAGGGGAUGCUGGAGCUCUGGGACUGAGGGGUCCACCAGGGCAAAAAGGCGAUCCAGGAGCCACAGAGAUCAUAGACUACAAUGGCAACCUCCACGAAGCCUUACAGAGGAUUACCACCUUAACUGUCACGGGUCCCCCUGGGCCUCCCGGACCUCAAGGACUACAAGGACCAAAGGGUGAGCCGGGAUCUCCAGGAAUCCCAGGAGCUGAUGGAGAGCAGGGACUCAAAGGCUCAAAGGGUGACCUGGGAGACCCAGGAAUACCAGGUGAAAAAGGAGGAAUUGGACUUCCUGGAUUACCGGGCGCCAAUGGUAUGAAAGGAGAAAAGGGAGACUCCGGACUACCAGGCCCCCAGGGCCCUUCUAUCAUAGGCCCACCGGGCCCCCCGGGUCCCCACGGUCCACCUGGCCCCAUGGGACCCCAUGGACUUCCUGGACCCAAGGGAGCAUCUGGCUUAGACGGAAAGCCAGGAUCCCGGGGUACUGAUGGUCCUAUGGGACCCCACGGCCCUGCCGGUCCCAAAGGAGAAAGAGGAGAAAAGGGAUCCACGGGAGAGCCUGGACCCAGAGGACCCUACGGCCUGCCUGGGAAAGAUGGAGAGCCUGGUCUUGAUGGCUUCCCUGGUCCUCGAGGCGAGAAGGGUGACCUAGGAGAGAAGGGAGAGAAGGGAUUCCGUGGCGUUAAGGGGGAAAAAGGGGAGCCGGGCCAGCCUGGCUUGGACGGGCUGGAUGCCCCUUGCCAAUUGGGCCCAGACGGAUUGCCCAUGCCUGGCUGUUGGCAGAAGUGAUGAAUCUAACUUUCCAAGCAUGAAGCUGUGUAUAUAAUGGUCCACUUUCUAUAUUUAUAGUCGAAAGCCGAAUUGCAGAUUUUACGAGUCUGAGCUAUGUUUACACAGAGCUGCUCCUUCCCGUGUGCAGUAGAACACACCCCUCAUUUCCCCACUCACAUCCAAAACUGGACAAUCGAUGAGAAGCCUGCAAAAAAAAUCCAAAUCAGUAUCCCGGAUGCGAGGAUAUGUAUUUAUAUGGACUUCAGUGAUAGAGAAUGAGUAUCCGGGCUAUUUUCUUACUUUGAGCUUGGUAACUGCACCAACAGAAAGCUCCGUGAAAUCGUUUACAUGAAAUUGUGACCAAAUAUGGACUAAAGGCUGUGAACGUGUCCUGUACCAACUGAUAUGUCUUGUCACUUUCCCCACUCACCUUCCCUACUAGCUCACGGUCACACCACCCACUGAAACUGACUAAAACCAAAAAGCAUGAUCGCGUGUCCGCCCUGCUUGCCGUGCAAACCCAGACAUUAGCAUGCUGCUUGAUGAGUCGUCCGGUUACAUCUGAGCUCUUAUUCCUUUUGUCAUCUCAAGGGGGUUACGCCAUGGCUCAUUGCCAAAAAGAGAUAAGUCAGUGGAGAGCACACACCGUUGGUCUUGUAUUUUGAGGGAGCUGCAGGGCCAACUGCAGAUCUGCAGCUUCUAGUGUCCUGGGCUCUUAUGGCCGCCUUGGCUGAGAUGCCAAGGGGCUGAGCCGAUGGCUGCCACCAGUUUUCUUUGGGCUGCCCUUGGCAGUGAAGACGUGAGGAGAAGAAGGGCUCGGCAUCCUGCACUGUCUCAUGUGACCAAGUAGGAAAGUGGUUUACAAACGCAAACGCCCAGAACAGCACACUUUCUUGUUUAAGAAACUGGAUUCCAGUAAGUGUUCGUGUGGGUGCUUUUGGAAAGUGACACGUGGCAGCUCUUCUGGGACAGGAGAUCAUUGGAGUGGCCAUGCUGUUCCCGAGGACAGAGGGUAUGCAUGUGCCAUCAAAGCUCAGGUUGCUGAAGAAAAAGGUCCCAAAGAGGAGUUUGCCACAUACCAUCUGCUGAAGCUGUGGGGAGCUCCAUGGAACCGUCUCUGCCAAAGCCAGCACGAGGGCUUGUCCUCCUCCUGAGACCCACCCCAUCGCCAGUGUUUUCUAGGAGUUCUCCUGAGAAACAAAGAUACAGUAUUUUCUGUUCUUUUUGAUACUUUUUCUUUUACUCCAAGGAAUAUUUAGAAAAUAUUUGUUCCAUUUUUAUUGUAUCUUCUUUGAACGAUUUUUUAAAGGUCUUCAGAAUCAUACUAAUUCAGUGCCAACAGUCAAAUGACUUUUUACUAACAUCUUUCUUGUUUUUAGAUAAUUGAAGAGAUCAAAAAGCUCCAUUUUCAGCUUAAUCAUUGUAAAGCAUGAAAGAUAAGUUUUAAAGUAUUUUUUGACUUUUUUACAUGAUGAAUGUAAUAUACAUAGAGAUUAUCAGUUAAUAUAAAGUCAGGAUGUUAUCAUCUUUGAUAGCAUUAACUCAUUUCUAUUUCUUAUGAUUGUUUUUCUAUAUUUAGAUUUUUUUCACAUUUCUAAGUGUUUCUCUUAUCCACAGACCAAAUCUGAGAUCUCAGAAAGCUGUGAAAUAUAGUUGCCAUAAAGAAUAUUUUUUCAUCUACUUGCUCAAGAAUUGCCUAACCAUGUUAGAUUAGAAUCUAUUUACACAGGAGAGAGUUGGUGGCAUGAUUAAAAGUGGCCUACUAAGUAGAACGUUUACAUGAGGAGAAACAUGCCCGUGAGAAAGGCUACUGCCUGGGCCCACUGGAGAAUUUUAUGGCCCUCAGUGAUUCUGUACCAUUUUGUGAGAAUAACUACUUUUUACCCCCAGGAGGGAAAUCAGCUCACCACUGGCAUAUGGUAACAACAGUUAAGAUAUAAUUCCAAGACAAAGAUCCUUAUGUUCUCUUUCAUAUUUUGUAACUCAAUGCUCAAUCAUACAGAAAAAAAGUUUUUAUAUUAAGUUUUCAAGGUUAGAGAGAUGUUUAAACUAUUAGAUCUGCCUAAUCGGUAGUAAUUCUAAUAACAUUCCACAGCCCUAAGCCAAGUUAGCAUUUUUGAAACAAUAGAGGGCAUUUUCUAAACUUUUUUGUAUGACAUGGUUAGGAUAAUGUCUGAAACAAUUUGUCUUAAAUGGUUUGGAAAGAUUGGAAUACAGCUAUACACCUUGAGAAAAGUCCGGUGACUAUAUUUCAUCUCCUUCCCUGUUCCUUAAUGGACAGAGGUAUUGCAAUGGAUCACUAUUUAAAAUUUGCAAAGCCUCCACUGAAUACCUUACAUCAAAAGAGAAGCAUUUCACAUAUUAAAAAAAAAAAGGUUUGAACAUAGCCCUUCAAAGAAUACUGUCCUGUGUGUACUGAAAUUUUGCUCUGUAGCCAGCUUUAAACAUCACUUUAUUCCAUGGUUAAAGGAAGCCCUAAAUUCCCACUACAUUUAUUUCCUUGGGAAAAGCAAAGGAAUAAUGAGGUUUUCUUUGUUCAGUGGAAUUGCUGGGUCUUAGCCAGCCUGGAUCAUCUUAAACCUUGAGUUGUUAAAAUAUUUUGUCAUCAACAUGGAGAAGCCUCAAGUAAGGUGCAAAUCCAUUAAUGAUGAGUUAUGAUUUAUAAAUAUGUUGGUAGAUAACAUUUUUCUUAAAGAUUUAAUUUAUAUUAUAGAAUAGAUAACUGAGAAAAUAUAUAAAAGAUACAGUGAAAAACCACGGUCAGAUUUUACUUCUGAUAAAACACCCUUAAAGGGUGCAAAAUUUUAUGUUUUAGCUUUAAAAUUUGUUUUCCAUUCCUAUUGGUUGGUGCUAUUUCUUUCUUUUUUUUUUUUUUUUCCUUGUGGACAAUGCACCUCUACUAUGGAUAAUUUUAUUUCUCUCAUUGCAUUCCUAAACUGUUUGUGUGUGAUUUUAAAGUUCCUGAAUUUGCUAUAGUUGUGGUUCAAUGACCAGUCUUUCUCAGCGUAGAAGUGUGCCUAGGACGGUGUGUUUUGACUUGGAUGGCGGGUCCCUUACUUCCUGCUCAUUUUAUACAUCGCAUGCCUUCAUCGGCUUUUAUUCAUCAUGUCUCUUAGCUAACAUGACUUUAUUAAAAUUGACACAAACCAUGUUCCACCAGUCUGCACACUCUGGAGUCCCUGAUGUGUGACGCCCCUCAGCUCCUCUGCCAGUUCUCAGUGUCAAUGGCAGUCCUGGAGGGAUCUUCUCUUCUUGUGAUUUGGUGGAGAACAUGGGAGUGUCUGUCAUUUCUAUGAAAGAAAGCUCUUGUUUCUCAGCUUACAGUGUGUGCAUACAGUGUUCUACUGGGACAGCAAGAACGUAUACAAGGGGUUUACAUUGCAUGUCCUUUGCCUACAACUGUGUGUAUCUGUAUAUAUCUGCUACUUUGGAAAAUGGUCACAUCCAAAUGUGUGUGCCUCUGGGGAAAUUCUCCUUGGUAUCUUGUAUUUUUUCACUUAGGAAAAGUGCUUAAUUUCCAAGUUUUUAUAAUUUUACUAUUAAAGCAUAAAGUUAUUUUUUAAUCCUUUUUCCCCCUUGCUAUAUACAGUAUCAUCUUACUAAGAAUUCUUUAUUUCUCUGGGGAUGUUUUAACAUCUUCUAAUAAGUGCACAUAUGCAACAUAGAGAGGCUGAUGCUUGAAACAUUAUCAAGGAAUAAAAAAUGAUUUUAAUGUAACAUUACCAAAAAAAUGAGCUUUCUAAUCUCUGCAAACAAAAACCUGUAUCUCUAGGAAGUCAAGGUGAAAGGAAUCUCAUCUUUCCAAAAAUAGUGAGAUCCCUUUGGAUUCUGGCUGUUAAAAAUCUCGGGGCUGGGGAUUUAGCUCAGUGGCAUAAGUACCUUCCUUGCAAGUGUGCAGUCGUGAGUUCGAUCCCUAGUACCAAUAAAAAUAAAAAAGACAAAAAAACCCUCACAGCCCUACUGGAAUUUCCAUGUUCAACCAAUUAUAAUUCUGCCAAAUUGUUUUAGAAUAUAAAAACUUUCAGCCUCUGCUUCCAUUUUUCUUCACACAUUAGCUAGAUUCAUUAUAUGCCAGAAGAAAUACUGCUCCCAUUCAAAUUUGUAGUGAUUUUGCUUUUCCAGUCUUAGUAUAAUAUUUUUUUUUCAUUAAAGAUACAUUAAUAAGCAGCAUAGGCAAUUCAUGCAUUUAACAGAAUACUCUUUUGGAAACAAGAAGCUUUUUUUCAAUCUUACUUGUUAUGUUUGGUUCAUUGAUAGUAAAAGAAGUUCCAACAUUUCCCAAAAUCCAUUUGGUAGCCUCACAUUGCUCAGAAAUAUGAAUGAAUUGGAUUCACAAAAGAAUGUCUUACAUACUGUUGACAUUUAUGUGAAUAGCCUUUAUAUUGUUGUAAAUGUUUCAUUCAACUUAACAUUUUUUAAAGAUGUAUGUAUCUGAUUUCUCUUUAGGAAAUAUAUUUUUGUGUUUUCUACAUUAUAAAGUUCAUCUUUAUGUGCAGCUAUUUUUAUAUUGCAAAAAAUUCACAUAAAUACAAAGUAAGAGGAAAAUGGGGGGAAAAUUGGCAUUAGAGUAGUUGUCUUUAAAAUGUUUGUGGGCCAGUCUCGUGGAACUGAUGCUUCUGAGAAUGUGUUGUGUCUUACAAAUGUAAAUGUGGCACAACCCUGAUUAUCUCAGUAGUGUACAUAUUUGAAAGACUGAAUUCUCCAUUUGAUUUCUUAUUUAAGUUUCAUUUUUCUUGCUCCCGCUGACAUUACGGAAUCAAAAGACUCAUGAGGUUUUUUUGAUUUGCAGUUUGGAAAUAAUUGCAUGGUGUUCAAUUUGUAAUUUGUUUUUACCUUUUAAACUUGUUUUCAGGGUUCCUAGUUUGUGAGAAGUUGAUCUUCAGAAUUAUUUUUACACUAUUUAUGACUUAUUUUCAUAAUGUAAAAAGUGUGUAAUUAUUACAGUAUUAAUCCAAACAAUGACAAUGAAUUGUAUUGUUAUAAAGCUUUAUUGAUGUUCAUGAAAA